AAAAAAAAAUUCUUUCUGCCCCUUUGUUAUUCAUUGACGGACUCCUUCGGCCUACAGGAGAGGGAACUGCAUGGCUGGGAAGAUCAAAAUCUGUGCUCAACGUGGCCAGGGUUACUUUUAAAAGAAGCUGUCACAGCUAAGGCAGGAGCAGGCUCUGAAGGAGGGCACUUGUGGCCAGGCUGCAGCAGAGCCAUGUCCAGCCAGGGCGACGACUGCUACUUCUACUUCUACUCCACCUGCAACAAGGGGGACUCCUGUGCCUUCCGCCACUGCGAGGCCGCCCUGGGCAGCGAGACCGUCUGCACGCUGUGGCAGGAGGGCCGGUGCUUCAGGAAUGUCUGCAGGUUCAGGCACAUGGAAAUCGAUAAAAAGAGGAGUGAGAUCGCCUGUUACUGGGAGAACCAGCCUGGAGGCUGCCAGAAGCACAACUGUGCCUUCCACCACACCAAGGGACGCUACGUGGACGGGCUCUUCCUUCCCCCCAGCAAGACCACUCUCCCAAGCCCCCCUGAGGCUGCAGAGGACGAGGUGAAAAUGGUGCAGCUGCAGCAGAACAAACUCUCUGUUCAAUCCAACCCCUCCCCACAGCUCAGGGGGGUGAUGAAAGUGGAAAAUUCCGAGAAUGUGCCCAGCCCCACCCAUCCCCCAGUGGUCAUCAACGCUGCAGAUGAUGAUGAAGAUGAUGAUGACCAACUUUCUGAAGAAGGAGAAGAAACCAAAACCCCAGUCCAGCCACCACCCACAGAAAGCCACAAUGGGCUGAGGGUGAUUUCCACCAGGAAACCCAAUCCCAGUGCAAAGCAAGAUGACAACUUAAAUUUUGGGAUAAAAACCUUGGAAGAGAUCAAAUUGAAGAAACUCAAGGAAAAAGCCAAAAAACAAGGUGAAGGUCCUUCAGGAGUGGCUGUGGAUCCUCUCCAGGCCCGGAGCAUUCCCGUGCCAGAGAAGGAAAACGUCCGGACCGUGCUGAGAACUGUCACCCUCUCCUCCAAGGAAGGGGAGGACCCUGUGAUCCAGCUGAAUCUUCCUGACAGACUGGGAAAAAGGAAAACUAUUACAGGUGGGAAAACUUUCCUUCCCCUGAGGAGGAACGUUGGGGACAGGCUGGGGAGGAAGGCAGAGCUGCAGGAAAAUGCUGACAAGGCCCCAAAGAGAGGCACAGUUCAAGUCCUGAAGUCCCUGAAGGAGAGGCUGGGGCUGCCCUCUGAGCAGAGCAGCACUGAGACAGCUGGAAGAGAAGAAAAAAUGAUUGUGGAGCUGAACAAACCUUCCCCUAAAGGGAGCUCUGCACCUGCUGAGAAUUCAGGGAAUUCUGGAGUUCAGGUGAAGAGCCUGGAGGAAAUCAUGUGGGAGAAACGUCAGCUGAAACAACUGCAGGAGGAGAAAGUCCCAAAAGGAUCUGGGGCAGUUGCAGCUGAAAUCCAGGAGAAGAAGCAGGAGAAGAGCCCAGAGGCUGCAGGGGGAUCAGCCCAGGCUGGCAGGAGGAGGCUGGGCAGGCUCCAGGAGGGGAGCCCAGAGCAGGAUCCAGGGAAAAAAGGAGCUCAGGUGGCUGAGAGGAGAGGCAGAGCCAAAUCCAAGGUGAGCCUGAAGCCUCUGGAUGCCAAAGCCUCUCCCAAGCAGCCCCUGAAGAGGAAGGGCCCCGAGGGGCCCCCCCCUGCUGUGGUGGCUGUGAAGCCACUCAGUGCCACCACUGGGGACAGCCAGGAGCCCUCAGCCAAGGUUGUUGCCAGUUCUGCAGAGAACAGCCCAGGCUCCAACCCUCGGAGGGAGAGUUCCCAGAGCAGCCCCGAGCUGCAGGCUGGCAGCCAGGGGGGUUCCCUGGCACAGUCAGAGGUGUCGGGAUCCUCUUCCUCCUCCUCCUCCUCGCUGGAGGUGCCGCUGAAGCUGCGGCGCCUGAGCUCCGCCGGGGCUGCCAAACCCGCCCUGUCCGUGGAGGACGACUUCGAGAAACUCAUCUGGGAGAUCUCGGGGGGGAAACUGGAAGCAGAAAUCGACCUGGAUCCAGGGAAGGACGAGGAUGAUCUGCUGCUGGAACUCUCGGAGAUGAUUGACAGCUGAGAGCGGGAGUUUUAACCAAAAAAAAAAAAAAGGCGGAUAAAAAAAGACGCGACACCAAAAAAAAAAAAA
Messenger RNA from Ficedula albicollis (Collared flycatcher), 2127 nucleotides. It is a transcript of the gene ZC3H11A, whose product is annotated as zinc finger CCCH-type containing 11A. The coding region runs from base 193 to 2058 and encodes 621 amino acids. The transcript has 16 exons. Lineage: Eukaryota; Metazoa; Chordata; Aves; Passeriformes; Muscicapidae. Gene Ontology annotation, molecular function: metal ion binding. The record is from RefSeq and is a predicted model, not a curated record.